Messenger RNA from Plasmodium fragile, 2097 nucleotides. RefSeq lists its product as uncharacterized. Bases 1 to 2097 code for a protein of 698 amino acids. NCBI's taxonomy places the organism in Eukaryota, Apicomplexa, Aconoidasida, Haemosporida, Plasmodiidae. The record is from RefSeq and is a predicted model, not a curated record. The transcript has a single exon.
AUGGUGGACUUGUACAAGAAGCCCAAGAACAUCUCCAUUGGGAUGUACUACACCAAGGACUACAUUGGCAGACGCAGAAGUAACAACUACUACUAUGGGUACAGCCAUAAGUACGGAGGGUACUACAACUACUACAAUAAGCUGCACAAUCAUAAGAAGGGUUACUACUACGAGUCGCAGCAGGGGGAGACGCACAAGGAGAAGCUGAAGGAGGAGAAUGGGGAUAUUGUUCCCGUAAGCGACCCCCCAAAGGAUGCCAAUGGGUCAGACAAAACUGAAAGCAAAAACAGAAAAGCUGAGAAGGAAACGGAAAAGGACGAUGAGGUGGCAGGUAGAGACAAGAAAAAGGAAACCAGUAGAAAAAAGUGCGUCAUAAAAAUACUUAAAAGACCAACCGAGGCAGUGAGUAAAGAAGAAGGAAAGAGAAAGAGCCUCAUGGGAGGCGAGAAGGGCUCAUUGGAGGAAACGCAAAAAAAGAAGAAAAAGGAAAAGGAAAAGACAAAGGAGAAUGGAAGUGAAGACGCCAAAGAAUGCGUUGAACAAAAGAGCAAAAAGAAAAAAAAGGAACGCGAAGGUACUUCUACCCGUAAGAGCAAAAAGGUAAAGGACGGAUUCAAAUUUACGUCCACGCAAGAACUGUUUAAUUUGCUCCUGAAGGAUGUUAAGAAUAACUCCCCUGAUGAGGAAGAGGAGGAGGAUGAUUAUGAUGAGGAUGAGAUGGCGAAGCAGGCGGGAGAGAAGAAAGGCGCCACGAGCGCAGCGGGCCUGAAGGAUACUCACCCCGGCCGUAAUGAUCAUGUGGCUGAGCAGAAUAAUUAUGGGGAGGACAAAAUUACAAAUAAAAAUGAACAACAAGGCAAGAGCAUUAUUAUUAAGGGCAAGGAAGGAAACCACAGUAGUGAUGUACCAAAGAUGAGUGAUAAAAUAAUCGAAGCAAAGGAUAAAGGUACAAAUGAGUGUAGAAAAAACAGCGCUGCACAAAUGACCAAAGCUACAGAAGGAGGAGGGGUCAGUGCAAAUGGUAAAGAAAGCAUCAUUACGUUAAAGGGAAAAAAGGGAGUUACUGGUGGAAGUAAUAAGUACAACUACCAAAUAAACAUCGGAAGCAAUAUAAGCAGGGGAAGAAAAAUUAAAAAAAUAAUUAAGAAUUUUGAAAAUGGAAAAUAUUAUUAUACUGGAAGCAGGAAGGAUCUAGCUGCUGGUGCUGCUAACGGCUUUGGAGGAGCAGGGUAUUAUUUGAAAUACGCCACGUCCAAGUAUCCUAAUUUUACCACCAGCUGUAGUUUUCUGAGCCACUCGUCGAAGAUGGGGUUGUGCAAGCACAAGAGUUUGAAUAGCAGAUUGGUUAACAAUUUGAGCGGUGGUGCUGGUGGUGGCGGCGCCAUGGGUGCCGGCCAAAGGAAUGAAGAGGGUAGGAGAUCUGGCAAGAAGGAGGAGGAAGAAGGUUUUUUCGCCGUCCCCAUAUAUAUGAGAUCCCCCAAGCCGGAGCAGAUCCCCAUACCGGUGUACCUGUCGGAGGUGAAUGACCAGGCGGGAGUGCGCGUGGCGGCCAUCGAAGCGACUCCAGAAACGGCGGACGCCAAGGCGAACAUCAAGGAGAGUGUCAAUGUGGAUGGCAAAGAGACUGCCGACGCGGCGAACGUGCAGAGUAGGAAGACCAAAAGCAAAGGCCAAUCGCAAAACGUAAAAACAGCACCGAAUGGAAAUGUGCAUAAUAUUAAGGACAGCCAAAACGUUGCAAACUUUACCAAGAAAAAUGUAGAAAAAAAAAAAAAUAAAAAUAAAAGUUUUGUAAGCAAAAACUACAUGGCCUUUAAUCAGGAACAGAACCAUUCGAACAAACAUGGUUACGAUUUUGUGAACACAGGAAAUGUGAAGAAUAGCAAAGUGUAUAACGUGCACGCGUUGCACUCGUCCUAUGUGAAGGCCGCCAACUACAACAACGGAUGCAACGUACAUGGGACCGGAAAAAAUUUGAGAAUGGAAAAAUAUUUUCAUAACAAAAAGUACUACAAGGUUAAGGCGUACCUGAGCGACAACAACCACAGGAGUAAAAAUUUGAACCCCCUCAAGGAGGUCAAGAUUGCUGUGUAUUGA